Messenger RNA from Aspergillus sclerotioniger CBS 115572, 1673 nucleotides. Its product is annotated as flavin monoamine oxidase family protein. Gene Ontology annotation, molecular function: oxidoreductase activity. Bases 1 to 1482 code for a protein of 493 amino acids. Lineage: Eukaryota; Fungi; Ascomycota; Eurotiomycetes; Eurotiales; Aspergillaceae. The transcript is spliced from 4 exons. The record is from RefSeq and is a predicted model, not a curated record.
AUGACCACGCACGACGGCUAUCGCUACCAGGCUAGUUGUGGCAGCUUUUCCAAGGGUCUUGCAUGUUCGGCUGUUAUCAGUCCUCCUUCCAACCUCCCGGGGUUCUUAUCGGAUGAUGGCUUCGAUGUCAUCGUGAUUGGUGCGGGCUAUGCGGGUCUUACCGCAAUCAGGGACUUGUGCAAUUUAGGCUACAAAGUUCUACUCCUCGAGGCCCGAGACCGAGUCGGCGGGCGGACUUACACUGCCGACGUCGAUGGCCAUUUGUAUGAGAUGGGCGGGGCCUGGGUUCACUGGGGCCAACCACACGUGUACCAUGAAAUGCACCGGUAUGGCCAAACCAAGAUGCUCAAUAGCAACGAGGCGGAGAUCGGGUGUCAGUCCUUCUUCACCGCGUGUAUUGAUGGAGCAAGGACUAGCAUGAGCCUUGAGGAACAGGAGCGGCUGGUCAGCAAAGCCUUCGAGGUGUUCUGCAAUGUGGAUGACAGCUAUGGGCGACGUCUCCUGCCCUACCCGCAUGAACCCCAUCACAACCCAGAUGUCCGGUACUGGGAAUCAAUUUCAGCAGCCCAGCGACUGGACCAGAUCAGGCAUUUACUGGACGAUGUCCAGAUUACUACCCUGCAAGCGUUCCUUGUCGCAAUUUCAGGAAACACCAUGAAGGAAACCGGGUUCUUUGACAUCCUGCGCUGGUGGGCACUGAGUGGAUACACCGUCUUAGGUCUGUACGAAUAUACGGAGACCUACAAAAUCGCCGCCGGACAGUCCGAUUUUGCGCGUUGUUUCUUUGAAGAGGCCCUAUCAACAGGAAAUCUUCGAUUCUCCUUCCAGACCGCAGUGACAGGGAUUCACGACCAAGCUGGUAGAGUCACGGUAACGUGCGCGUCCGGCCAGAAGUGGCUGGCCAAACGCCUGGUGUGUACGAUCCCACUGAACAUCUUGACAAAGGUGGAUUUCAACCCACCUCUGCCCGCCGUCAAGACCGCCGCGUGUAUCAAGGGGAACGUCAACUUUGGCGCAAAGCUCCAUCUCGAGGUGGACGACACGCACCUCCUGUCAUGGGUGGCCACAAAUUGGCCCGGAACCCAUAUCUUCAGCUGUCGCGGCGACGGGAUUACUCCCAAGGGGAAUACUCACAUCGUAACCUUCGGGGCCAACAAAGACUCCCUGAGCCCCCAGCAAAAUGCCCAGGAAGCUACUGCCGAGUUGAACAAAAUCCAGCCCGUGACCGUCCAGCAAGUGGUCUGGCACGAUUGGGUGAAAGACCCAUUCUCCGGAGGGUCUUGGUGUAUGUUCCCACCGGGGUACAGCUUCCGGUACCUUGAUGCCCUUCGGGAACGACACGGGAAUGUGUUCUUUGCAAGUGGCGAUUGGGCCUACGGCUGGAGAGGUUUUAUUGAUGGCGCGAUCGAAGAGGGGAGCAGGGUGGCCAAGGAGGUUUCGGUCUGCCUCGGACGUCUGAAGGCCGUGGCCGCUUCUUUAUAACCGCAGGGACUCCCGCGGCGCAUACAAGCUUACAAUGUAUGUGUUGCUCACAACCCAACCUGGGAUGAUAUUCACCUCAGCCAUGGCGCGGAAAGUUUGGAUCGAGAUCUACAAGAACAAAAAUCAAUCUAUCAGUGCAGACAACUCACAAAUUUACAUAUACCUCAUAGUAUUAGUUUGAUUAUAUCUUG